Molecule: messenger RNA, 1973 nt
Organism: Musca domestica (house fly)
Lineage: Eukaryota; Metazoa; Arthropoda; Insecta; Diptera; Muscidae
Gene: Taz
Product: tafazzin
Exons: 7
Coding region: 304-1527 (407 amino acids)
Biological process (GO): cardiolipin acyl-chain remodeling; inner mitochondrial membrane organization
Cellular component (GO): mitochondrial membrane
Molecular function (GO): 1-acylglycerophosphocholine O-acyltransferase activity
Source: RefSeq, a predicted model, not a curated record
UCUUUUGGAAUUACGUACAUAAACAAAAAGAAAAAGAAGAACAACUGUCACACUCUCAGAGGUUUUUGGUCCGAAAUAAAUCAAUAAAUCUUAGAAAAAAAAAUUAAAUAAAAACACGGACACGCAUGACCUGCGCCGUAGUUGUGUGAAAAAGACGUGAAGGUGCUUCAAAAUCUUUAAUUGGUGGCGUGUUUUGGUCGUAUUUCCAAGGGCCUUGGAUUUUCUUGUUUAUCGAGGCAUCAGAAUUGUACAACACAUAUCAUUGCUCUGAAGAGUCAACGGGAACGAAACUAAGCUUUAAAAAUGUUGAGCAUCUGCAGAAAUGUCACAAAAAUCAAUGGACCUAAUGUGUCCACUAGGCCAACCAUGGGCCGUUAUAUGCGAUACAUGCCAUGCAUGCCGUACCACGUCCAACGAUAUCACUCCCAAAAAUAUAUUGCUGAACAGCACCAACUACAACAGGAUAAUAAUCAGCAGCAGCAGCAAGUGGGCAAUAAUCAAUCCAAGUCCCAAAUGAACGCAACUACUACCAUCGAAUCAUCCCUAAAAUCUUCAUCAUCCUCAUCAGCAGCAGCAACAGUAUUUUCCCCAUACGUAAAGGAUUCUUAUCAAAAACAGCAACAACUACAAAUGCACCAUAAACCACAGCAGCAACAUUCACAAAAUUCGUUGUCACAUCAAAUGCCACCAACGCCUCCCUCAACAUCAGCAGCAGCUAAUACAACGCAAUCCCAAGUCCAUAUACCAUACAACAUUGAUUGGGUUUUUGAGGGCUUACGGAAACCUUCAAAGCUAUGGUAUAUCUGUAGUCAACUGGCAAUACUUGCUGUAGGAUUAUUUAGCAAAUUUGUUUUAGUUUUUAUGAAUAAAACACGCGUUUACAACAAAGAAAGACUGAUAGAAGCAGUAGCAAAACGACCUACAGGGGUACCAUUAGUCACAGUAUCAAAUCAUCAUUCGUGCUUCGAUGAUCCCGGUCUAUGGGGUGUCCUGCCGAUACGUUAUGUCUGUAAUACCUUCAAAAUCCGAUGGUCGAUGGCUGCUCAUGAUAUCUGUUUUACGAACAAAUAUCAUUCAAUGUUCUUCAUGUUUGGAAAAUGCAUACCGGUAAUACGCGGUAUUGGCGUCUAUCAAGAUGCCGUCAAUUUGUGCAUACAAAAAGCCAAGCAAGGCCAUUGGGUUCAUGUCUUUCCCGAGGGUAAGGUGAACAUGACCAAAGAGGAAAUGCGUCUGAAAUGGGGUGUUGGUCGUAUCAUAUACGAAUCACCAAGGGUUCCCAUUAUUUUGCCCAUGUGGCAUGAGGGCAUGGAUGAAGUGUUGCCCAAUGUUGAGCCAUAUAUCCUGAAAUGGGGUAAAAAGGUUACACUGAACGUGGGAAAGCCAAUUGACCUAAACGAUUUCAUCGAUGACCUGAAGUGUAGGGGUGUACCCGAACCAGAGGCUAGAAAAUUAAUAACCGACAAAAUCCAAGAAGUUUUCCACCAUUUACGCUUAGAAACCGAAGAACUACACAAGAAACGUAACUAGUGUCUUAAGUCAAUGUUUGCUCUCGCUCUCUUCGUUUUAUUAAUUGGUAAUCGUAAAGUAAGCAGUACAGCCUAUACAUAGAGUCUCUGUUUAUUAAUAAUAAGCUAAACACAUACAAAGCUAUUGAGAAACUAUCAAAAGAAAACGAAUAAGAAAUCAAUCGAAGCAUUUGUUUCCUUCUUUGCCAUAAUGUUGACUUUGAUUUGGAUUUAUUUUUUGUUUGUCUUUUUUUUAAUACAAUUGCCUAGCAGUAAUAAUUGCAUAUUUAUUGCAAAUUAUAUUUUGUACAAUUUAAAUAAUGUUUGUUUUUAUGUUAUUAACAUUGUAAGCUUACUGUGGUCAAACAGCAAACAACAAAAAGAACAACAACAAUUCUUGUUAUUUAUUAAAUAAAAAUUGUAAAUAAUUUCAAUGAAAUGUAGCUAUGAAAGAAAGUGAAAGAAAAA